Messenger RNA from Iphiclides podalirius (scarce swallowtail), 249 nucleotides. Lineage: Eukaryota; Metazoa; Arthropoda; Insecta; Lepidoptera; Papilionidae. The record is from the annotation of a GenBank genome assembly.
AUGACAAUCACACUUUAUCAAGUUACAUUUUUACCGAGGGUUAUAUUAUUUGGCACGCUCUGCAGCCUGAACGGCUUGAUGGAUUUUAGCUUGAGAGGUGUCGUCAGAUACGUAGUUACUGUGAGAGUGACCAUGGAAAUAGGCCUCGCGGCGCCCGGCCGCGCGCACAGCGCUCGGCGUAGCUACAGGGUGAGUGUGUCAAAGCCGGGGAGAGCGCGCCGGGCCCAGAGCAAACAGUGCCCCACCAAU